AUGGCAGAAAUGCUCCUGAAGGCACAGAAAUACAUGAAUGUUAAAGAUGCUUUAGCAGCCAUAAAGGAUGUAGAGAAGCCAGGAGACAAGGCAAAGAAAGAAGACGAUCGUAGGGGUCAAAAGAGAGAGCGCCCAGAUUGUCGGAACAAUGACGGGAAUAGGAGGAAAGAUGAUAAAGGUCCUUGGACUGUAAGAUUUACUCCUUUGGUUAUGUCUGUUGACAAAAUUUUAACGCAGGUCAAGGACGAGCAUUAUCUCAAAUGGCAAAGACCAUUGCACUCAUCCCCCAAUGUCUGUGACAAGAACAAGUACUGCCGAUUCCACAAAGAUCACGGCCACAACACGGAAGAUUGUAGAGACCUAAAGGAGCAGAUAGAGGAGUUGAUACGGAAAGGGAAACUACAGAAAUAUGUGAAGAAGGGAGAAUAUAGUAAGUUCAGGGACGGUAAUAAGAACCAACAUGGGUCCUCUUCCCGGGAUGACGACCACCCGUCCCAACCUCCGCAGGAUGUGAUCGGGGAGAUAAAGACGAUUACAGGAGGACCAUUCUCAGGAGGAUCAUUUAAAUCCCUCAAGAAAGCAUACCAGAGGCAAGUAAAUAGUGUCCACACCAUACCUCCGUCUAAGCAACGACGGACAGACCGGGACAUGUCCUUCAAUGAAGGAGACGCUAGGGGAGUGAAGCAGCUCCACAAUGAUCCUUCGGUCAUAAUGCUGAAUAUAGAGGGAUUUAAUACCAAGAGGAUCCUCGUGGACAACAGUAGCUCCACAAACAUCAUCUACCUCCUUGCCUUCCAGCAGCUGAGGCUAGAUCCAAAGAGACUGCGCCCAUUUGACUCUCCCCUUGUCAGCUUCAGCGGAGAUAGGGUAUACCCCAAGGGCAUAGUGACGUUAACAGUGACGGUGGGGGCCUACCCGGUGCAGUUGACCCGUCAAUUAGACUUCCUAGUGAUGGACUACCCCUCAUCCUACAAUGUCAUCAUUGGCAGGCCCACACUCAACAAAUGGAAAGCGGCCACGUCCACCUACUGUUUGAAGGUGAAAUUCCCAACAGAUAACAGUGUCAGUGAAGUAAAAGGAGAUCAAGUCCUGGUCAGAGAGUGUUAUUAA
Quercus lobata is the source of this 1110-nucleotide messenger RNA. RefSeq lists its product as uncharacterized. The record is from RefSeq and is a predicted model, not a curated record. The transcript has a single exon. The coding region runs from base 1 to 1110 and encodes 369 amino acids. Lineage: Eukaryota; Viridiplantae; Streptophyta; Magnoliopsida; Fagales; Fagaceae.